Messenger RNA from Oxyura jamaicensis (ruddy duck), 4545 nucleotides. It is a transcript of the gene P2RY14, whose product is annotated as purinergic receptor P2Y14. Gene Ontology annotation, cellular component: membrane. Gene Ontology annotation, biological process: G protein-coupled receptor signaling pathway. The record is from RefSeq and is a predicted model, not a curated record. Gene Ontology annotation, molecular function: G protein-coupled purinergic nucleotide receptor activity. Bases 2966 to 3979 code for a protein of 337 amino acids. The transcript has 3 exons. Lineage: Eukaryota; Metazoa; Chordata; Aves; Anseriformes; Anatidae.
CCUCAGAGAACUGCAGGCUUGUAAAGCUCUCCUGAUCAGCCAAAGCCUUAUCUGACCCUCUCUCUCCUCUUUUCCUUGCUCCAAAAAUAACAUGACAAUAGGCUAGAUGGAAAGAGAUGAAAAGUUUGAUUGUGUGCCUUCUGGGGAUGAUCUGAAAAGCCUUUUGCAUCACCCUGCCUGAUCCUUGCCCUGGUGCAGCAGACCGCCAGCCAGAGGAGGAGCAAGCAGGGCAGGACCUGCCCCGGGCCCUGGGGCGAGCUGCCUCGGCCGGGCAGUGCUGCUCAGAGCGCCCGGCUGCAGCGGGGCUGUGCGGCGGCAGGCCCGCAGACCGGUACGUCGGGCAGCCCCGGCGCCAGGCGAGGAGAUGGUGGCACCCUGGCACCCUUGCCCAUCGGGAGCCAGGGCUGGGCACGUGCCAAGCACAGGCAAGGAGCUGGAGCGCUUCCCAGCGGCACACCUCUGCUUGCCCUCGCAGAGCUGACGGCCUGGUCUACUGCCAAGCCCGGACAAAACACGGGAUCACAUCACGGGACCACAGACCCAGCUGGAAGGAAUAGCGUGUGCUGCCAGUAAGUGCUGUCCUGCUCACCGUAGGGAACCCAGCUGCCGACUCACAGACCUGUGUGAUGCCUCUCAAGCUGUAUUUCUGCUUUCUGAACAAUCGAAGAGAAUCCGUACCUUCCUGAAGCGUGCUUCAGUUAAACCAAGUGCUAUCCACGACCAUCAGACUUCUCCGAGGACCCCAGCCCUGCCUGAGAUGCUCACCAACGCUGGAGCCCUGGUAAGGGAGCGCGCCCCAGUGACACCGUGUCGACACCGCCGGCCACCCCCUGCGAACUGCCCCCGGGGUCUGGCAAAGUACCCGCGACAACGCCGCUCCGUGUGACACCCGUGUAGAGCAGGGAAGCAGGAAAAUGGGCUCCUUCGAACCCCAGCAGAGAGGGGAGAGGGCAUGAGCGGGACACGGGACCAUGAGGACGCUGGACGAGAAGGGAAGCAGCUGGCACAGGGAACAAAAGGGGCCAGGCCGUGCAGGGCAGGUGUGCGGAACAGUCACGCUCGUGACCUGGCACGGGGCGGCUGGACAGAGUAAAGGGACACAGCAGCCACUCCUCUAAGCACGGGCCACCAGGUUCACGGCAGCAGCCAUGCAGGCAGAUGGGGCUUGCUCCCUGCUGCAGGGCUGUGUACCAGGCUGCACGAGCCAGAGCAGGGUUAAAACCUGCAACCUCUGGCACUCACUGCUUCUUCCUGAGCUACCAGCUUAACCCUCUUUUCUCCCAAGACAUCUGAAGAGCAAUGACUCUUUAGGUCAGAUGGAUUUCCUCCAAUUUGCCUGGAAAAUGGAAGCCUGAUGAUUUGAGACAGGACACACAAAGUCUGCGGGACAGGAAUGCUAAAGCUGCCGCCCACCAGCACACAGGAUAUUUCACACGACAGAACCCGUGAGAACGGUGCCAGGGAAGCAUGCUGUUACCAGCAAAUCCCCGCCGGAGCCACGGGUGAAAAAGCCAGAGGUGUGGUAGUGCAGCAGGGGCUGCGAGGAGGUCAGCUGCGCCCUGCCUCCGGCACCCGCAUCCUCCGCGGUCCCCAGGAGGCCAAACCUCCACUUCACGGCAGCUGCACACCUGGACAAAGACUCUCAGAGAAGCGGAAUGCCCAAGGCUCAGCCGAGACAAAAUGUAAGGCAUUAUAAGAAGGCUAAAUGAAAUGAACCUCCAAAUUCAUCACCUGAAAGCAAUGAUUAAUUGACCAUUACGGCUUCAACCAGGGAGUCUCAGAAAUAAAAGAGGGAUAAGAACACUCAUGAUAAUGAAAGGCAAUUUUGUUAAGGUCUCUGAAGAUAUCGCCUUAUUUCACUGAGAAAGAUUCAAUGAAAUUAAGGAGACUAUUAAUUCAAGAUAACAAGCCUUGGCUCUGAGUACAGGACGCGUACACUGCAGCAAAGCAUUAGCAGGCCACACUUGGGCCCCUUCCAGUAAGGAGAUACACGCUCGCAGAAGGAAAGUCCAUGAGGAAAUUGUGUGUUCAAAGGCAGGCUUGGGUCGUGCACUGUGAAGCAAAGAUUAAGUCAUGUACAGCAUGUUUAUGAACACUACUGUAUACCAUUUACAAAUUUUACUUUACUAUAAACAUCAGUGCUUUCCCAGAUUAAUAAGAGAUUAUAUUAGAUUAUCCUUCACCGUAUAUUUCAGCUAGUUUUGUGCUUGGCUUUGAAGCCUCCCAGUAAACAUACGGGAAGAACAGGAAGGGAGAAGACAGACAGACAUGUGGCUAAGUUAAAAAGUAAAUCAAUAAAUAAUAAUAAUUUGAAAAAGAAAGAAAAUUGCUAUACACCAGGGAUUUAUCACUUGUCCCAAGAAUAAAUCUCUUGGCAUUUGAGCACGCCCCAAGCAAACACGACGUCACCCCCAUGAACUCCUGUUCAGGACACUCCCAUUAACAAAAACAGAAGCUAUCGGGGUAGCAAGCUUUAUAGAAAAGGUCACAGCAAGGCCUGGGAACAGCCUGGGGAAAGAAAGCAACCCUUAAGCCUACUGCUUGGCUAACUGCACAAAUGUGUCUUUUUUGAAACCAAUUCAAAGCUGAUCUUCGUGGAAGUACGUACAAGUACACUAAAAUAGCACCGACCAUCUGUAGCACUUGACAUUUCAACCACAUUUGGUGAAGCAGCUCACCAACUUUUUGCUUGUGGAGAGCAAGCUCGAUUCUGAAACUUCAUCGCUAUCAACACAGAUAAUGAAGAUAGUAUUUCAACGCAUUCACUGAAAGAACUGACAGACUACCCGGCUGCAAAGGAAUAACCCAAUGGGUAAAGCAGAAAAAACAGGAGACUUCACUCUAACCACUCACCCGGCAAGAGGAGACGCUCCGUGCCUGAGAAUGGAAGGCUCUCUAGACCCUUAAUACCUUAACAAAAACCACCACAGCAGUGAAAUCAAGAAAGGAACAAAGAUACUGUAAGAUGUUCAACUCCAGCACAAACUCCUUGGGAAACAACUGCAGUUACGACACUGUAAUAACUAAGACAGUCAUUCCCCUGGUCUACUGUUUAAUUUUCAUAGUAGGAUUCCUGCUGAACAGUGUGGCAGCAUGGAUUUUUCUAUACGUUUCUAGCGAGAAGAGUUUUAUUGUCUAUCUCAAAAACAUUGUUGUUGCUGAUCUCCUAAUGAGCUUGACGUUUCCUUUCAAAAUUCUUGCUGAUUCAGAAAUUGCACAUCCACAGCUCAACAUGUUUGUGUGCAGAUACUCUGCAGUUGUUUUUUAUACAAACAUGUAUAUUGGAAUAACAUUUUUUGGCCUCAUAGGUUUUGACAGAUACUAUAAAAUUGUAAAGCCUUUAUUCACCUCCUUUGUUCACACGGUUAACUACAGCAAGGUUAUCUCUAUAAUCAUAUGGUUAUUGUUUAUGUUUAUAUCCCUUCCAAAUAUGAUCUUAACUACUGAAAUCUCUAAAGCAAAUUAUUCCAGAAAAUGUAUUGGUCUUAAAAGUGAGCUUGGCAGACAGUGGCACGAGGUCUCAAGUUACAUUUGCACAGGGAUUUUCUGGAUUGUCUUUCUCCUACUAAUCAUUGUUUACACUUCAAUAUCAAAAAAAAUAUAUAGCUCCUAUAAAAAAUUCAGAAGGAACUCAGACAUUACCAAGAGAAAAACCAGUCGUAAUAUAUUCAGUAUCAUGUUUGUAUUUGUCAUUUGCUUUGUACCAUAUCACUUCUGCAGAAUACCAUACACUUUAAGUCAAACUAGCUCACGGUUCAACUGCCAGUCGCAAACAACUCUGUUCUAUGCAAAGGAGUUUACUCUUGUGUUGUCUGCUGCAAACGUGUGCCUUGAUCCCAUUAUUUAUUUUUUCCUCUGCCUACCUUUUAGAGAAAAGCUGUACCAAAAACUGCACCUCAAGCUGAAAACUUCACAGGAGGUUGACAAUUCUAAAUCUAAAAGAUCAAAUACGCUUCAGGAAAGUGUGAAUAUUCUGUAAGUUUAGGUCUGUAAAAUAACACAUGCUUGAAAGUUACUCAAGAACGCAAUGUCUCAGAAAGAAACCGAUGAGAAACAGCAAUAAAACAGAAAAAAAAUGUUGGAGUAAAAUACCAUGUGGUGUUUCUCUCUAUAAAAAUAUUUUGCAUGCUAUCAGUGCAUGUACUAUGUGUUAUUUCAGCUGAUGCUAUGAUUGCAUUAUGGUGUGAUAUGACCUAUCUGGAUCUCAAAAAAAAUAGAGCGGAAUAACUGGAACAAAACAUUCUGGGGCUCCAGUCCACAGUUCUCUGAAAGGAUUAUCCAACAUCCUACUCAUCAAAUUGAUCUUCUGUUUCUCAUGAAGCCAGGCACAACACACAUGCGUAGCAGGAAAACAGCCUGAAGGGCCUGGGAACGACUGAUUGUCCCACCUCGAGUGGAGCACACUGCUCCAAAGCAACACGAAAAGCUGAGCACAAGCCCCUCUCUGACUUGGCCGCUACCAGCCAGCUGAAGAGUACCGAGAUCCUGAGGGGAAGUUCUGUGGGCAUUCACCAGCUCACAGAGCAAAGCUAUGGUACCUUCCAA